AUGUAUUUACUUUUUGAUACUCCUGUGAGCCUUUGGCUUAUUGCAAUCGGAACCUUUGCUGUUUACCAUGCUGUUCGUGCUGUCUAUUUGAUCUUCUUCAGCCCACUGGCCGUUUUUCCAGGAUCACCAUGGGCGGCCUUAGGAGAAUAUUGGGAGGCCUAUUGGAACAUUGGUAUCCGACCUGGGCAAAAAGGCCAGACACUGUUCAAGCUCGAAGAGAUGCACAAGAGACUGGGACCUGCGUUGCGUAUGGGUCCCAAUGAGGUUCAUAUCUACGAUCCAGAAUUUUACCAUGAGCUAUACCGAGCAGGUAGUCGAUACUACAAAGAUCCCACUAUGCAUAAAGUACUGGGUGCACCGUCAAGUACUCUGGCUGAGUGCGACCCAGUGCGACACAAGCAGCGCAAAGCACCGCUUGAGCAAUUGUUCUCCAAGAAAAACAUACUGAGUUUGGAGCAGAUGCUAAUGGAACAUGUGGACUACUGCUCAGAACGCUUCGAUGAAUAUUUCGCCCAGGGAAAACCUGUAUCGAUGGAGUGGGCCUUGAAGUCUCUCGCAAUGGACAUGGUUUCUCAGUUUGCCUUUGGCCAAUCCUUCGAUGCUCUCUCCGACCCAGAGUUCAAAUCUCUCCCUGUGCGAGUCUUCCAGCAAUACCUUCCCAGUCUACAUGUUAUCAAAGCAUUCCCGUUUGUCAGACUUCUUAACUCGCUGCCUUUGUGGAUUGCGAAAAGAAUUCCGCAUUCUGUUGAAAUGGGCCAUGAGCUGGAACAGUUCGCCUCUCGUCGCAUCGAUGAGUAUAUUGCCGCCGCAUCCAAAGGGAAAACUCCUAGUUUCUCCACAGUCAUGGAACGUUUGCUUAUUCCCCUGCCCGAAAAAGGCUACGCGGUCCCCGACAAAAGUGGCCUGCGCGAUGAGCUUCUCACCCUCAUCUCUGCGGGUGAUGAUACCACAGGCAUUGCCAAUACCGUCACCCUGUUCUAUAUCUUCAAUGAUCGUCAAAUACAUGCUCGACUCCUAGCAGAGCUCAAAACCGUCCUGCCAACGUCAAAUUCUCAUACAACAUACAUUCAGCUUGAGAAGCUGCCUUAUUUGACUGCAGUGAUUAAAGAGGGUCUAAGAUACUCAUCUCCGGCAGCAUCUCGUACUCCCCGUCUCGUUCCACCAGGUGGUGUCCGUCUCCCAGAUGGCCGGUUCAUCCCCAGUGGUACCCGGGUAGGAAUGGCGAUCUACCACAUCCAUUAUAACGAGACUCUUUUCGAAAAUCUACGGGUGUUCGAUCCAGAACGCUGGCUUCAGGAACCUGAGAUAUUGGCACAGAGAACGAAGUUUCUAGUGCCCUUUUCACGAGGAAGUCGGUCGUGUCUGGGAAUCAAUUUGGCAUACAUGGAGAUGUAUAUGGCUAUUGCCUAUAUUGUUCGAUGUUUCGAUUUGGAUUUAGUAGGAACGACUGUGGAGGAUAUGAAGUGGGAAGAUAUGGUUGUGCCACAGUUUCAUGGUGAGUUUCUGGCGUUGACAAAGAGGCGAAUAGACUAG
Penicillium odoratum is the source of this 1533-nucleotide messenger RNA. RefSeq names its product cytochrome P450. The record is from RefSeq and is a predicted model, not a curated record. Bases 1 to 1533 code for a protein of 510 amino acids. Gene Ontology annotation, molecular function: iron ion binding; oxidoreductase activity, acting on paired donors, with incorporation or reduction of molecular oxygen; monooxygenase activity. Lineage: Eukaryota; Fungi; Ascomycota; Eurotiomycetes; Eurotiales; Aspergillaceae. The transcript has 6 exons.